This is a messenger RNA of Fraxinus pennsylvanica, 876 nucleotides long. NCBI's taxonomy places the organism in Eukaryota, Viridiplantae, Streptophyta, Magnoliopsida, Lamiales, Oleaceae. The record is from the annotation of a GenBank genome assembly.
AUGGCGGGGUACGAGCAAGGAUCAGGUUCGCUGUACUUUCAUCAGAUUCUCAACUCGGAGCUCCAUUUGCAGAGACCAUCAUCACUUGUCCCACACCAGACUAAUACAGGGGCCGAGCUUUCAAAUUCGGAAGUCUCGCCUGAGAAGGACCAAAAAAAUGAUACGGACGCCGCUACCACCACCAGCUCCGGUGGCACGCCCACCCCAAACCGCCGCUCCCGCGGCCGACCUCCUGGUUCCAAGAACAAGCCUAAGCCUCCAACGAUUGUCACCAGGGACAACCCAAAUGCUCUCCGAGCUCAUGUUCUUGAAGUGUCAGCUGGCUGCGAUAUAGUGGAGAAUGUAUCUGUAUACGCAAGGCGGAGGGGAAGAGGGGUUUGUAUUCUCAGUGGAAGUGGCACUGUUUCGAAUGUCACGCUGCGGCAGCCGGCGGCACCUACGGGGAAUGUGAUGACACUGCAUGGCCGAUUCGAGUUACUUUUGCUUUCCGGGACGGUCCUUCCGCCUCCUGCGCCGCCAGGUGCUGGCGGUUUAUCGAUAUUCUUGUCUGGAGGGCAGGGGCAGAUGGUUGGUGGGAGCGUAGUGGGCCCUUUGAUUGCUUCAGGUCCGGUGGUUCUGGUGGCCACUUCGUUUGCAAAUGCAGUUUUUGAACGCUUGCCUUUGGAGGAAGAAGUACCUGCUCAGACUCCCCCUGCUGCUUCGCAAUCAUCCAGCGUCACAGCCGGAGGUGGCGGUGGGCAUGUGAGUGAGGGUGCCGGUAAUGGCAGCGGUGGUGGUGACGCUUUCUUGAAUUCAGGUGGAAAUGAACCCCCAAAUUAUCUCUUUUCAGCUGAUUUGUUCGGGUGGGGCGGAAGUUCUGCAAGGCCACCAUUUUAA